Molecule: messenger RNA, 2668 nt
Organism: Chanos chanos (milkfish)
Lineage: Eukaryota; Metazoa; Chordata; Actinopteri; Gonorynchiformes; Chanidae
Gene: zbtb47b
Product: zinc finger and BTB domain containing 47b
Exons: 6
Coding region: 136-2376 (746 amino acids)
Biological process (GO): regulation of transcription by RNA polymerase II
Cellular component (GO): nucleus
Molecular function (GO): DNA-binding transcription factor activity, RNA polymerase II-specific; protein binding
Source: RefSeq, a predicted model, not a curated record
AAAAAGACUUCGGACAGGGGAAAAGCUGAAAAAAAAAAUAUGUGAAAAUACAACGUACAAUUUAAUGGCGAGCGGAAGUCCGACAGAAAUGGAGUUAUCCUGGAGCUCCUUCGCAUCGGUUAACGUUGGAUCAAAAUGCUCAUAGCAGAGAAGACUGCUGACUACCCAUCGGCUCAGUUCUCUCUGGUGGAGGAUGUGACUCUGCACUUCACCCGUUUGAUGGGCAGGCUGAAUGAGCAACGUCUCUCUCAGUCUGACCUGUGCGACGUCAAGCUCGUGCUGGUGCGACACUGCAGUACCUUCCCUGCCCACAAGGGGGUGCUGGCUGCCCACAGCCCAUUCUUCCACACUCUUUUCUCUCGGGAGAAGCAGCUGCAGCGCGUGGAGCUGGCUUUGGAGGAGCUGACCCCUCAGGGCCUGGAACAGAUCCUUAACUUCAUCUACACGUCGAAAGUGCUGGUCAGCGGCCGCACCGUCGGCGACGUCUUUCGGGCCGCCACCGUGCUCCAGAUGACCGACCUCGCCGGCUCCUGCCACGACCUCAUCAACAGCCAAUCGCUAACCACCGCCGAGAUGACGGACACGGAGGGGCGGGGCGAGAUGCCAGCGUCUUACAGAGAGAUGAAGCAGGAGGAGAUGGGUAAGAUGUACACACGGGAGGGCAACGACCCGUUCUCGGUACGGGUGGAGGACGGCAGCGGAACAGGAAGGGUGGGGCACCACCCAAAUCCCCAGCUCCAUCACCCUGGAUCUCAGUCGCUGCAUCCUACCCCUCAGGCCAAGCACUACUAUAAAAAGGAUGAGGGUGGAGGGGGCGUGGCUGUCACUGCAGGGAGGAACCUGUGUAAAAUGGAGGUCGGGGAUGGGGUGAAGGAGGCGGGGCCACAGGAUGGACACACCUCCUUUAAUAGGGAGCAGAUCAUUGUCGAGGUCAACCUCAACAACCAGACCUUAAACGUUUCCAAAGGCUCCAAGGGCAAAGCAGUCGCCACGGAAACCCAUCGUCGCCGUAACCCACCGCGUCCCGAAGACGAAGACGGCGAGGAAAACGAUAACGGCGACGAGGACAGAAACGAAGAGUACGAACGCAAAGAGGGCGAGAUGGACAACGGCAGCGAGGAAGAGAGGGAUGAAGAUGAAGAAGAAGAGGAGGAAGAGGAUGGAGAAGGAGAAGAACAAGAAGAAGAAGAAGAAGAAAACGACCACAACAUUCCAGAGGUUGGACAAGCCGUCGAGGAGCGACCCCGCAGGGGUACCAGAACCAGCGUGGUUUCCAGGACGACGGUGCCCAUGCGGCGCGCUCUUGGCAACGCCGCGCUGGCCGACAGGAGGGAGGUGCAGAGGGGGAGGGAGCAGGAGGGCGUAGGACAGAAGGUGAAGCUGGAGGAGAAGGAGCACUUUCCCUGUCGGAAGUGCCCGCGCAUGUUCAACAACCGCUGGUACCUGGAGAAACACAUGAACGUCACACACAACCGAAUGCAGAUCUGCAACAAAUGUGGCAAACGCUUCCUACUGGAGAGCGAGUUGCUUCUUCACCACCAGACGAACUGUGAGAAGAGCAUACAGUGUGUGACCUGCGACAAAGCUUUUAAAAAGCUGUGGUCUUUACACGAGCACAAUAAGAUCGUCCAUGGAUACGCCGAGAAAAAGUUUUCCUGUGAGAUCUGUGAGAAGAAGUUUUACACCAUGGCUCAUGUCAGGAAGCACAUGGUCGCUCACACUAAGGACAUGCCCUUCACCUGUGAGACCUGUGGAAAGUCUUUUAAACGCAGUAUGUCUCUGAAGGUCCAUUCCCUCCAACACUCUGGAGAAAAACCCUUCAAGUGUGAGCACUGCAGCGAGAGGUUUCAGUAUAAGUAUCAACUGCGUUCCCACAUGAGCAUCCACAUCGGCCACAAGCAGUUUAUGUGUCAGUGGUGUGGCAAGGACUUCAACAUGAAGCAGUACUUUGAUGAGCAUAUGAAAACACACACUGGAGAGAAACCGUACAUCUGCGAAGUCUGUGGGAAAAGCUUCACCAGUCGGCCCAACAUGAAGCGCCAUCGUCGCACGCACACCGGAGAGAAGCCUUACCCCUGCGACGUGUGCGGACAGCGUUUCCGUUUCUCCAACAUGCUCAAAGCCCACAAGGAGAAGUGCUUCCGGGUCAGCCAUCCCAUGGUCGCCGACGGCGACCCGCUCGGCCUCGACCCCGCCCCGCCUUCCCUAGACCCGCCGGGGGGUCCGCUGAUCGGCCGACCUUUGACCCCGCCCGGGGAGGUGUCCAGUCCUCACCAUAGCAACCCGCUCUCCUCCCCUCUGCUCCAGUCUGUGGAGGGUCUUCCUCCUCCACCCCCCCUCUUCUCCACCAGGAGAAUGAAUUCCAGUAACAACUAACUAUGUGUUAUGUAGCGGAUGGAGGCCUCUCGCCAUCUCCCUGUAGCUCUAAACCCCCCAGACCUCACGUUACAGUCAGCCAAGUUACAAAAGAAAAAAAAAACACAGAGGUCUCAGCACAUGUGGCUGGUGUUCUGGAGGAGCUUCCUCUGACUUCAGUUUUAGAAGUGUGUAACUUUAUACGUGUCCUAUCAGCUGUUAAAACUCGUUCCUUCGUUAUACUCCUAUUCUAAACCGUUUUAAGUUUCUUAUACUACUCGAAAAGUAGUUAUUCGUUCUAUGUUGCGCAUGG